Messenger RNA from Tuber aestivum (summer truffle), 426 nucleotides. The record is from the annotation of a GenBank genome assembly. Lineage: Eukaryota; Fungi; Ascomycota; Pezizomycetes; Pezizales; Tuberaceae.
GUUGCACGAAAGCUUCUAGAAUGUGGUAUUGAAGUGGGGAGUAUAUCGCACGACGGCCAGACACCACUAUUCGUGGCAGCAAGCUGCGGGAACGCACCUGUCAUGAAAUUACUGCUCCCCCAGCCAGGAAUAGAUGCCAACACCCCAGACGGGGACGGUCAAACUCCCCUACUGAUCGCAGCGACAAAGGGCCACGAAGAAGCAGUCAGGCUCCUACUCUCCCAUCCGGGAGUGAUCGUGAACGUCACGAAAGACGGAAACAGCGGGACACCCCUCACCAUGGCUGCCAUGAACGGGUAUGACAAGGUGGUCCGCCUCCUCCUAGACCACCCAGACAUCAACGUCAACUACGAAACAGGCUACAGCUUCACAGCAGUGGUUUGGGCCGUGAUAAACAGACACGAGGUGGUUGCGAGGAUGCUAGUA